AUGCUACAACCAUUUUUUAGACGCAAACCAGAGAAACAGAGAUGUGAAAUGGAAACAAAUAAACAAGUCCAACCGAAAAUAAUCAACCUGUCAAAAAAAAUCCUGACUUCUAUACAAAUCAAAAUCCUAGCAAGAGGUUUAAAAUUUACCCCUACCCCCUGCAGAUCGAACCCAAAUGAAAUCAAGGACAAUACUUUGUACUUCUGCCGAAAAUUGCGCCUCACAGAAGCUCUUUACAACUACACCAGUGAAGAUGAUUCAAUAGUGAAAAACAAAAGUGAGUACCAUCCUACAAAAGGUAAAAAUAAAGCACUUGAUGUUUUCUGUGAUCACAUAACUUGUUUUCCUUACAAUACCAUUCCAAAACAACAUAUCAAAUCCAACCUUAAUUUAAAUGAAUGGAAAGACCUUGUCGAGCUAAAAAAUGACAUAAACCUCACUAUUAAAGAAACCGACAAAGGAAGUGCGGUAGUAUUGAUGGAUAUAGAGUACUACAAAAAUUUAAUACUGUCCAUGUUGGAAAAUAAUACUUACUAUGAGAAACUAACAUAUUACAACCCAUAG
Messenger RNA from Octopus sinensis (East Asian common octopus), 564 nucleotides. RefSeq lists its product as uncharacterized. The transcript has a single exon. The coding region runs from base 1 to 564 and encodes 187 amino acids. Lineage: Eukaryota; Metazoa; Mollusca; Cephalopoda; Octopoda; Octopodidae. The record is from RefSeq and is a predicted model, not a curated record.